AUGAGCAGCACUUCUGCGGCAGAAUUCGUCGACCAGUCAGACUUCGAAUAUCAUGUCCUGAAAGCAAUUCGCAGCGCGUCUGAAUCUGAAGUGUUGGUUUUCACUGAUAUCAACCCACUGUGGGGAGAGGGGAUAGUCGACUUGAUCAAUAAAACGGAUGACGGAUGUUCUACCAGAAAACUUAUGAUUCGUUAA
Messenger RNA from Penicillium verrucosum, 195 nucleotides. RefSeq lists its product as uncharacterized. NCBI's taxonomy places the organism in Eukaryota, Fungi, Ascomycota, Eurotiomycetes, Eurotiales, Aspergillaceae. Bases 1 to 195 code for a protein of 64 amino acids. The transcript is spliced from 2 exons. The record is from RefSeq and is a predicted model, not a curated record.